Drosophila subpulchrella is the source of this 1759-nucleotide messenger RNA. Its product is annotated as hybrid signal transduction histidine kinase L. The record is from RefSeq and is a predicted model, not a curated record. The transcript has 3 exons. Lineage: Eukaryota; Metazoa; Arthropoda; Insecta; Diptera; Drosophilidae. Bases 129 to 1568 code for a protein of 479 amino acids.
UUUUAAAUCUCAACUAAAUAUCAUACAGUUUGUACAGCGUCGACCGUUGGUGGGUAUAAAAAGUAUUUUCACUGGCUGUAGCUAGUCAUUGCUCACUCAGCACUCAAGCCCCGAAAUCAGCCGCAAAGAUGAAGCUCAAAGCUGUCAGAAUUCUCUUGCUCUUUGCCCUUUUGAGUGUUUCCUAUAUCCAGGCCGUUGUGGUCGGCCCCCAGCAAUUGCACAAUAACAACAAGAAUGGCUAUCGCUAUAACGGCCCCGCCCACAAAUAUCUGCCAUCUGAGGAGUCGCCCUCGCACGGCAGCAACUUGGAUUCGGCCUCGGAUUUGGGCCACGGCCACCGUCAGCAGGCCUUCAACGGUCCCUAUAGCUCACAGUAUUACCAAGGACAGCAGCAACAAGGCCAGGAACAUCAGCAACAUGGCCAGGGACAACAGCAACAUGGCCAGGGACAACAGCAACAUCGCCCUCAGCAGGAGGAGGAUGACUCCUGGCAAUCGGUUUUCUCCCAGCAGCAGCAGCAGCAUCAAAGCUUGGGAAACAACCAGCAACAUCAUCAAAUAUCUGGACACCAGGCAUAUAAUGAGGGAGCUGCCUAUCAGCAACAUCAAGGAUUGGGCAACGGGCCACAUCGUCAACAGGCUUCCAACCAGCAGAAUCAGGGCCAUCAACUCAACCAACACUCGUACGAACCAUCUAAUUCCCAGCAGCAGCAACAUCAUCAAGGUCUGGGUCACCAGCAACAUCAGCAGCAGCGACAGGAGUCCUGGAACUCAAUUCAAGGGCAGCAGGAAGCCGAGUCCUGGCUAUCUUCACAGGGUCAUGGCUUCCAGCAGCAGCAACACCAACAACUCAAUCAACAGCAACACCAGCAGCAGCAGCAGCAGCACAAUCGCUUUGGGCAACAACAGCUGCCUCUGCGCGGUGACCUUUGGCAACCCAUCCGUGAACUGGACCUCGAGAAACUCCCUUCGGCUGAGGCCAUUGCCAAUAGCCACAAGACGAUCGCUGCUCCCGGACGAGAUGUGAAGCUAGUGCCAAGUUAUACGCUUUCCAGCGAUUUCGAGCACGAUCGGUUUAUUGGAUUGGAUGCUCAGGACACUCGACUGCUGACCCAAUCUCUGCCAGAUGCCUACCGGAAGCAGCUUUUUUCCUCGCCCUCGGGACCUUCCUCUUUGGGCCAGCGACAGCAUGAGCAGCAGCUGAAUGGAUCCCCAGCUUACGGUGUUUCCCAUGGGGGUUCCCUUGGUGGUUCCUACGGAGGUUCCCUUGGUGGUUCCCUUGGUGGUUCCCACGGAGCUUCCCUUGGUGGAUCCUCCUCCGACUUUCUGCAGAUGCAGUCCCACUCGUAUCAGCUGCCUUCUACCCACAGCACACACAGGGAAUGGCCUCAAGAGAAGGAGCAGCAGCAGCAGCAGCAUGGAUCUCAGCAACUAAUCUCCGGCAAUCGUCAGUACUCGGCGAGUGCCUAUGCCGUCGCCCCAUCUGAUCUGCACUCCUCUCAGCCCUCUCAACCGUCCAAAAAUAGCCUGACCCAUCCCAGCCGGGACUUCCAGCCACCCUACUACUAAAUCCAUUUCCAUUUCAUGAUGGAUCCUCCACCGUAAGGUUCUGAACCCUAUUCUCAAAUACCCUAUUCAACACUCGCCUUUCUCAGGAAAAGCAAUUGGUCUGAAAAUCAAAUCAUUUUAGUAAGAAUUGUACAGAUAAAUACAUUUUCAAAAUUUUUUUUUGUUUAAUAAAGCAUGCAUUGAUUAACAUA